Molecule: messenger RNA, 2034 nt
Organism: Lonchura striata (white-rumped munia)
Lineage: Eukaryota; Metazoa; Chordata; Aves; Passeriformes; Estrildidae
Gene: CYRIB
Product: CYFIP related Rac1 interactor B
Biological process (GO): regulation of actin filament polymerization
Molecular function (GO): small GTPase binding
Source: RefSeq, a predicted model, not a curated record
CCCCGCGCCGCUUCCUUUUAUAUCGAUGCGGCACCGCCGCCCGCAGCCACAACCUGCGGCCGUGACGCCGCCGGCAGCCGGAGGGACGAGGCUGCGCCCCGUGCCCAGAUUGUGAGGACGAGCUGCUGCAUCAAUAAUCUGAAGAAGGGAGUUCUCUGUUAAGACUGCAAGAAGAUACUACUAACUGACUGGGGGCCAAGAACAGAGUGCAGCACUGGCUGUAGGUACCUUAACAUGGGGAACCUUCUAAAAGUUUUGACAUGCACAGACCUUGAGCAGGGGCCAAAUUUUUUCCUUGAUUUUGAAAAUGCCCAACCUACAGAAUCUGAAAAGGAAAUUUAUAAUCAGGUGAAUGUAGUGUUAAAGGAUGCAGAAGGAAUACUGGAAGACUUGCAGUCAUAUAGAGGAGCUGGCCAUGAAAUACGAGAGGCCAUACAGCAUCCAAAUGAUGAGAAGCUGCAGGAGAAGGCAUGGGGUGCAGUUGUUCCACUAGUAGGCAAACUAAAGAAAUUCUAUGAAUUUUCUCAAAGACUAGAGGCAGGACUGCGGGGCCUGCUGGGAGCCCUGACGAGCACUCCGUAUUCCCCAACACAGCACCUGGAGCGAGAGCAGGCUCUUGCUAAGCAGUUUGCAGAAAUUCUUCACUUCACACUCCGAUUUGAUGAGCUCAAGAUGACAAAUCCUGCUAUACAGAAUGACUUCAGCUACUAUAGAAGAACUCUGAGCCGUAUGAGGAUUAACAAUGUCCCAGCAGAGGGAGAAAAUGAAGUAAAUAAUGAGCUGGCAAACAGAAUGUCUUUAUUUUAUGCUGAAGCGACGCCAAUGUUGAAAACCUUAAGUGAUGCCACAACAAAGUUUGUGUCAGAGAAUAAAAAUUUACCAAUAGAGAACACAACAGACUGCUUAAGCACCAUGGCCAGUGUGUGCAGGGUCAUGCUGGAAACCCCUGAAUAUAGAAGCAGGUUUACAAAUGAGGAAACAGUAUCAUUCUGUCUGAGGGUAAUGGUGGGUGUCAUCAUACUCUAUGACCACGUGCAUCCAGUGGGCGCUUUUGCCAAAACUUCAAAAAUUGAUAUGAAAGGAUGCAUCAAAGUUCUUAAAGACCAGCCUCCUAACAGUGUAGAAGGCCUUCUAAAUGCUCUCAGGUACACAACAAAGCAUUUGAAUGAUGAGACUACCUCCAAGCAAAUUAAAUCCAUGUUGCAAUAACAAUUACCUGGAAUUCGCACCUGCUGUAGACAGUAUUCUGCAAUGAAUGAGAUGCACAGAUAUUAUUUUUUUUUUUAGUGAUUGCAACUACUAUCUCGUUCAUUCUUGCUUUUUAUUUUCUCUCUUCCUGUUUACUCUUUUUUUAAUCACUUUCUUGUACCUAAGUAAGCUCAGACUUCUUUUCUGUGCCAAAUCAAUAAAUAUUAUCAAUUCUGGAAAGUAUUUCUACUUUUCAGAAUAGCCAUCCUAAGUGGCAGCUAAUUAUGCGUUGCAUUUGGAUUUCUCUGUACUGGGGAAAGAUUUGUGACUUGAACUAAAUAUUUUUAAACUUGUGGUUUUUUUCUUUUUUUGAAAAACUAAUAUUUAAUAUUGCUUCUUCUGCAUGGCAAGACUGCCUACUUCUGCUAUUUAAAAAUCCCUUGAUGACUUCAUUUUCUAUUGCAGCUUAUUUUCAUGUGCAGCCAUGAGGAAACUAAAAGCAGAUUUGUUUAAAUUAACUGUGUUUGUACAAAAUGGUACCCAACACAAAAGUUUUUUUAAAUAAGUAAAAACUGUUUUGUUUAAAAGUUACGUUUGCAUUUUGACUCAUUUUUGUAAGGAUGUAUGUUGUAUGUUUAACCUUUAAUAACUAACGUUAAACUGUGGUGUGUGCGUAGCAAAUUACGUAUGCAUGUUCAUGUCAAAUGAUUGGCUGUGGAUAAGAUAAUAAAAUCAGCUUUCAUUUUUCUAAGUGUGGUUUGAUUUACCAGUAUUUUGAGUGAGAUGUCUUCGUGCUCUUUUGGAUUUUUACAAAAAAAUAAAUUUAUAAAUUUUAUAUAGUGAAAA